Molecule: messenger RNA, 4234 nt
Organism: Oryctolagus cuniculus (rabbit)
Lineage: Eukaryota; Metazoa; Chordata; Mammalia; Lagomorpha; Leporidae
Gene: EOGT
Product: EGF domain specific O-linked N-acetylglucosamine transferase
Cellular component (GO): endoplasmic reticulum lumen
Molecular function (GO): protein O-acetylglucosaminyltransferase activity
Source: RefSeq, a predicted model, not a curated record
CCGCCUGCUCCCUGGCGCCCCCUGGCCCGGCUCUGGCGCCCGAGGUUUCCGGUGAGCGGGAGUCGCCGGUUAUGACGACUCCCUGCUCCCGAGCCGCCGCCGUCUCCUCCUGCUCCGCAGCCGCGGCUCCCCGGCUCCAGGCCUGUGGAUCCCGUCAAGGCAUGUAGGAGUGGAGCUGCUGGAAGACGUUGCACAGGCACUGACCUUCGCGCAGCCCGCAUCCCUGCGCGCACGUGGGCUUCCUGCCAGGCCCCCGGGGCUGUACUUUCAUGCACCAGUAGUUACCCGCGUCGCCCGGUGCAAGUGCCUGCGUGCCCUCCGCCAAAGCCAGGUUGUUGAUCGGCGUCUGUAGAGUUUUCCCAGCAGUCGCCUGAGUGUUGCUUUUUCCUCCGUGGGUGGCUGAGUUUAGUGAUAGCCGGAGCUCAAGGAAGGGCGAGGGACUCGGAUAACCAAAGCUCAGGACUUGGCUUUACGCCCUGAGACGGUUUUCCAUACCUCAAACGUUGCUACAGCUUCUUUGUGAUUCUGGAGAUUAACAAGGUUUGGAAGUUGCUAUGUUAAUGCUCCUUGUCUUUGGAGCAUUGUUACUUCACAAAGUCCCGCUGAGUGGCCAAGAUGGGGCUGGCAGCAUCCCAGGAGAGCCAGUGUAUGACUACAGCAGCAUCCACCUGCCCGAGGAGCACGUUCCCUUCUUCUUGCACAAUAACAGGCACGUUGCCACCGUCUGUAAGAAAGACCCACACUGUCCGUAUAAGAAACACUUAGAAAAUCUGAAGUCCUGCUGGGGGUAUGAGAAAUCCUGCAAAGCGGAGUUCAGGUUUGGUUACCCGGUGUGCAGCUACGUGGACAUGGCAUGGACGGACACGGUGGAGUCAGCCGAGGACAUAUUCUGGAAGCAGGCUGACUUUGGCUACGCCAGGGAGCGGCUGGAGGAGAUGCACACACUCUGUCGGCCUGAGCACACGGGUGACUCGAGUCUGGCUUGCUCGCGGUAUCUUCAGUAUUGCAGGGCCACGCAUCUCUACCUUGACUUGAGAAACAUCAAGAGGAACCACGACAGAUUUAAGGAAGACUUUUUUCAGAGUGGUGAAAUUGGCGGACACUGUAAACUUGACAUUCGUACACUGAUGUCUGAGGGUCAACGCAAAAGCCCUCUGCAGUCUUGGUUUGCUGAGCUCCAAAGCUAUACCCAGCUUAACUUCAGACCUAUAGAGGAUGCGAAGUGUGACAUUGUUAUUGAAAAGCCAACAUAUUUCAUGAAAUUAGAUGCAGGAGUUAACAUGUAUCACCACUUCUGUGACUUCCUCAACCUCUAUCUCACCCAGCAUGUCAAUAACUCCUUCAGCACCGACGUGUACAUCGUCAUGUGGGACACCAGCACUUACGGAUACGGUGACUUAUUUUCUGAGACAUGGAAAGCAUUUACUGAUUAUGAAGUUAUACAUCUGAAAACUUACGAUUCCAAACGGGUUUGUUUUAAAGAAGCCGUGUUCUCGUUACUGCCCCGCAUGAGGUACGGGCUGUUCUACAAUACCCCUCUGAUCUCGGGCUGUCACGGCACUGGAUUGUUCAGGGCGUUCUCCCAGCACGUACUGCACAGACUGAACAUCGCACAGGAGGGACCCCAGGAUGGCAAAAUCCGAGUCACCAUUCUGGCACGGAGCACAGAGUACCGGAAAAUACUAAAUCAAAAUGAGCUUGUAAAUGCACUGAAAACAGUAUCUACAUUUGACGUCCAGAUUGUUGAUUACAAGUACAAAGAACUUGGGUUUCUGGAUCAACUCAGGAUCACUCACAACACGGACAUAUUUAUUGGAAUGCACGGAGCCGGCCUCACCCAUUUGCUCUUCCUUCCAGACUGGGCUGCAGUGUUUGAACUGUACAACUGCGAGGAUGAACGCUGUUACUUAGACUUGGCCAGGCUGCGAGGGGUCCACUACAUCACUUGGCGAAGGCAGAACAAAGUCUUCCCUCAAGAUAAGGGCCACCAUCCCACUCUCGGGGAGCACCCAAAGUUCACCAACUAUUCUUUCGACGUGGAGGAGUUUAUGUACCUGGUCCUUCAGGCUGCAGACCACAUAUUGCAGCACCCCAAGUGGCCGUUCAAGAAGAAACGGGACGAGCUGUGAAUGCGUUGCGUCUGUUUGCCCAACACGGAGUAUUUAAGCACUCAGCACCCAGACUCACGAUGAAAUAGGUGAAACAACCCGUUAUUCCCUAGCCCUCAAUGACCUUGUCUAUACCAAAACAUCCUGCAAGGUGUUAUUACGCGUUUUAGAGUCUUUAAUUAAGCGUUUUAUAUACCUUUUGUGUCAUUGCUGUGUGCCAGUAGCAAUCGUACUUUUGCACUGAAAGUUUUCUUCUGUAAUUCAAAAGUUGGGGGUGCACCCCCUGCUGUGAUGGCGCUUUCUUCUUAGGGAUGCCAAAGUUUUCAGCUUAAAAGUUUUAAAGGUUUUUGCAAAAAUCUCAUUGAUUGUAACUCCAGAGCGUUCCAGCUUGCUUCUGAUACAGUUGGGUAAAUUCACCACUGCUCUUUGAGUUACUAUGAUCUGUUCCAAGCACUAUUUGUGGUAGAAAAAGAAAACACGGACAACACGCAUGCAAGCACGCACAGUACUGGGCUAGAGCACUGUGUUACAGACGAGUGUUAGUUCCAGGUUAUUGGCUUCAAGAAACUAAUCAGGCCGCUGUAGUCAUUAGUUAUUCUCAUAUUUCAUGUUCAAAUCAUGGUUCUCCAAACUCUGACAACCACGUCUGAUAAAAGCGAAUUUAGGACUUCUGUGGGAUUGUUGUGUGUCUCUUCCAGCUGGUUUCCAUGGACGCCUUCCAGCUAUGGAGAGCAUCAUGCUAUGUUUCUGUAUGAAAUAGUGGUUUCCACUGUGCAAGGAUUUGUACCCCAUGUACCUGUGUGUGUGUGCGUCUACCUCUGCGGGCAUGUAAGCAUGUCAGCCUUUGAUUUUACGACUUCACAGUAGUUACAUGUGGAGAACUUUUCCCUAUUAAAAAAAAUUAGACCAAAAAAUAAAAUAAAGGAACACAGGAAUUAUCUCAUCCAGAUGAAAAGCCAGAAGAAAAUGCCAGUGAUGAAAAUGGAUAGCUGAGUUGUUGGGAAUGGGAUUUGCCAUGGAUUUAUUUUACUGCAAAAUGUGAAGCUGGCAUUGUAUGAACACUUGAGUAGUCUAAUUUAGAGAUGAGAUGCUUCUGUUUUUUAAGGUAGGGAGGAGGUGAGCGAAUUACAGUGGAGCCCAAGGAUUCCCCCUGCCCCCAAUUUUAGAGUGGUUUUUAAAACAGGAAAAUGCAGCACAUAAGUGAGUUGCAAAACAAGAUGUUUCUAUCUGACCUGGACAGAUGUUUGCUGAGCCCUGCUUUAAAAGAUUAUGAACAAUAGUCGUGUAGAGUUUAGGAAUAUUUAUUAAAAUAUCUGUAAAGAAAAUGGUGAAUCACUGUAGCAAUAACUUUGGUCUGGAUCUUAAAAUUGUGCACAAAGAAUUAUGACCUUCGAGGGUACCUCGAGAAUCCUCUGAAAAAUACAAUUAAAAGAGAAGGUUUUUUUUUUUUUUUAAAUUUGGUGCAAUUUUGAAGUUCAUGCAUAGUUUUUUCACAUUUUGCCUUUUUCAUGAACUUUUUGAAGACUCCUUGUGUGCGUGGAUUUCAAAAUUUUUUUUGCAUCAAAAUAGACUUACCUUUUAAUUCUAUUUCCCAUGAACUUUUUUAGAAGUACCCUCAUAUGAUGAAUUUUUAAAUGACAGGUCUUGAUACUGUUCUUUGAGCAACUACUGAAAAAAUAUUUCCCAUGAAAGGAAUUGUAACAACUCGAUUGCAUUUUGAUUCCGUGAGGUAUAAAUAUCUGGAAAAGUUAUCUGGAACAAAAUCAAAGUGUCAACAUUUGUCUUCUUACCUCAUUUGAAGAAGCAGCACGUGGAAACGUGAUUCUAUAGACUAGUGUUAAUUGUGUUAAUUUCAGAAAUUGAGAACAAUUUCAUAGGAAAGCAAUUAUAUUUAAAUAUUUUGCAUUUAAAGAUUACAUUUUAUAAAAACAAGAAAAACAUUUGACAUGUGAACUAUGAAGUUAAAUUUUUACUAGACUUUUUUGUGGAACAAAAGAUCUUCAAAUUGUAAGAAAAUUUAACAUGUAAAGACUGUUUUUACAUUAAGUUUUUAAGAGAAAUGCAUUUCAUUGUACAUUUUGGGUAUGGCUUUGGAAUAAACCUUACAUUUUAUUUGAAUAUCAGAA